AUGACAUUGUUUUCUGCGCUUGUUGUGGUAAUACUACAAGCUACGAGCGCUCUCGCAUCGACAUGUUGUAACCAGCUUCAACAACUUGGCGAUAGCCUCAGUUUUCCCAAAGAUAUGAUUUACAACGCCACGGUGUCUAGCUUUUGGUCGAUACAAGAGUCUGGGCUGCGACCAGCCUGUGUGCUACGACCUGCCACCGUCCUACAAGUUUCCAAGGCGUUGGAAAUUCUCAGCGGCAAUGUCGAAUGCAAGUUUGCCAUCAAGGGAGGAGGUCACGCUCCAGCAGCAGGGUUUGCUAACGUGAACCGUGGGGUUUUGAUUGACUUGACGACGUUGUCUUCUGUGUCCCUUAACCAGGACUCAUCAGUGGCAAGUGUCGGCGCUGGGGCAAAAUGGCUCGACGUCUACCAGCACCUCGAUGAGUCCGGGGUGCAAGUGGCAGGUGGGAGGAAUGGUAACGUUGGCGUUGGUGGACUAUUGCUUGGCGGAGGAAUAUCGCAUUUCACUACUCAAGUUGGCUGGGCUUGCGAUAACGUGGUCAACUAUGAGAUUGUACUAGCCAACGGAACAAUCAUCAACGCAGAUAAGACUAACCACCCAGACAUGUUCCUCGCGUUAAAAGGUGGAGGGAACAAUCUCGGUGUCGUCACACGAUUCGAUCUUGCAACGUUCCCACAAGGCGAUAUAUCUACAACGACCAUCACGUACAACAUAUCUCAGAGGGUUGAAGUCUUUGAAAUCUUCUCCAAGCUAAUUGAGUCGCCCAAAUACGAUCCAUUGGCGUCGCUAAUUACCAGUCUUCUUUAUCGUUCAGCAACCAAAACAUGGACACUAAGUUCCUCUGCGGUCUAUACUGAGCCAGUGGCCCAACCCGCGUUUUAUGCCGAUCUCUUUGCAAUUCCGCAUGAGACUCUGGUUAAAAAUAUAACGUCCUUGGCAGAGUAUUCAAAUGAGAAAGAUACAUUUUCUUUACGCAGUAAUUGGCAUUUUGCAACGAUAACCCUGAAGCCAUGUGUCGAAAAUAUACAAAAGAUGUUCGAUACUUUGAACGAUACAAUUUACUCUUUCGAACCAGAAGGUGGCGUGACUUGGAGCAUCGCCCUCGAGCCUUUGGUUGCAGCUAUGCUACCAAGUUCAGGGGAUAGAGAUAUACUUGGUUUGGAGCGUGCUUAUCCUGGUUUUAUUGUCCUGAUCUCCGCCCUGUGGCCAAAUUCGACUGCCAACUCCGAGGUCGAAGCUAAAGCUCGAUCGGUUUUGUCGACAUGGGAGGCCGAUGCGCAGUCAAGAGGGCUUUUACAAGAUUUCCAAUAUCUCAAUUACGCUGCUCCACAUCAAAGGCCCCUGCACUCUUAUGGUAAAGAUAGGCUUGACUUCUUGAAGUUGACUAGCGAGAAAUAUGAUCCUCCAAGGAUUUUUCAAAAGAACGUAGGAGGCUUCAAGCUCCAAAACUAA
Molecule: messenger RNA, 1452 nt
Organism: Clonostachys rhizophaga
Lineage: Eukaryota; Fungi; Ascomycota; Sordariomycetes; Hypocreales; Bionectriaceae
Source: the annotation of a GenBank genome assembly